AUGCCUUCCAAUAAUUAUUAUCCAGCCCCUUGGGGUAUGAAUCCCAUGGAUAUGUCUCUCAAUUCAGUUGCAACUGCUUUACCUGUUACAUCUGGUAUAGAAAUGGGUCCUAGUACUAGCUCAGGUAUGAAUCCUUAUGCUUAUAUGGGCAUGUCUGGGGAUGGCAGUAUGUAUGGUAUGAUGGGUAUGGGCAAUUAUUGCCAAUAUGGCAUAGGUGGAGCAGAAACAGGUAUCAUUUUUCCUCCAAAAGAAAUAAUCACUCUCACGAAAAGUGUUAUGUAUCCGCCUGAGCCCAAGGACAAACCCCCAACCGUACGAGAUAGACCUCUUGGAUGCAGAACAAUUUUUGUUGGCGGGUUACCGGAAAAAACUACUGAAGAAAUUAUUAGGGAAAUUUUUGAGCGUUGUGGAGAAAUAUCAGUUAUUCGUAUGAGUAAGAAAAAUUUCUGUCACAUAAGGUUUACUGAAGAAUGCCAUGUUGAUAAUGCUAUUUAUUUGUCUGGUUACAAACUUAAAAUUGAAAACAAGGAUGAUGCAGCAUAUUGUAACAGAGUACAUGUCGAUUUUGCUAAUGCUAGGGAUGACCAAUAUGAAUAUGAAUGUCGACAAAGAAAAGCACAAAGAGAAGCUCGUCAUAAAGAGGAACAGGAAGCUUAUCGUGUUCCAACCCCACCACCAGUUGUACAAUAUUCAGAUCAUGAAGCUACAAUAUUGGGGGAAAAAUUACGUGGUGAAGAUACAUUUCAAGAAGCAGUUAGUAUCUUAAUAACAUGGUUAGAAAGAGGAGAAUGUAGUAAGAGGAAUGCUGGAUACUUUUAUUCAAUGAUCCAAAGUACAAACAGUCGUAUACGUAGAUUAAUGAUUGAAAAGCGUAAGUAUGAAGACGAGGUGAACAAAGCGAAAAUAAUGUUAAAACAGCAAAUGCAGGGUAUUUUAUUACAAUUUAAUGAAAUUGGUAAAGUUUUCUCUGCUGCAAGUUUACAGAAAGUUUGGGAUCACUUUACAAAAGCUCAACGAAAAAAUAUUGAGAUGUGGAAAAAACAAACAGAAGAGAUUAAGAAUGCCUAUUUGGAAGAAGUUUUAAAUGAUCGUAUUGAAGACGAAAUGGAUGUCAGCGAUGAUGAUUCUCCUAAUCAGCUACCAGGAAAAGGAAGAAAUGAUGAACUAGAAUUGCAAGAAGAACUAAGCAAGCUAAAAGAAGAAUGUGAUUCAUUGAAAUGUCAACUGGAAGCUUCCCAAAAUGAAUUAAUGGUAGUACGUUCAGAAAUUGAUCAAAAACGUGACAAUGCUGAUCAUCAAGUUCAAUCUUUGAAACAAGCUCUUCAAGGAUUACAGCAUGAGAUUCUGUCACUGAAUCAAAAACGUGUAAAGGAUGAAGCAGAACUGAAAGAGUUGAGGAUUUCCCUAAGCAACAUUCAGAAUGAAGCUCGCUUAAUUGGCCUGAUUUCUACUUUUUUAAAUGUUCACCCAUUUGGUGCUAGCAUUGAUCAUAUUUGUUCCUACUUGCAUCAGAUUGAUUGCACUGUUAGAGCUAGAGGAGCUAGAGAUGUUGAAAGUUUAAUGAAGCAUUUUCCAUUGAUUUUCAAAGAAGUGUCCACCGGCAUUGGUGCUAGUUUAGAAAAGAAGUGGACCUUUUCAGGAUUCAAGUAA
This is a messenger RNA of Uloborus diversus, 1650 nucleotides long. RefSeq names its product ecto-NOX disulfide-thiol exchanger 2-like. The coding region runs from base 1 to 1650 and encodes 549 amino acids. Gene Ontology annotation, molecular function: RNA binding; protein-disulfide reductase activity. NCBI's taxonomy places the organism in Eukaryota, Metazoa, Arthropoda, Arachnida, Araneae, Uloboridae. Gene Ontology annotation, biological process: ultradian rhythm. Gene Ontology annotation, cellular component: plasma membrane; external side of plasma membrane. The record is from RefSeq and is a predicted model, not a curated record. The transcript has 2 exons.